Molecule: messenger RNA, 2759 nt
Organism: Sclerotinia trifoliorum
Lineage: Eukaryota; Fungi; Ascomycota; Leotiomycetes; Helotiales; Sclerotiniaceae
Source: the annotation of a GenBank genome assembly
GUUAGCAAUUAAUUGUAGCAUACCACACUACCCAAGCAACCUAGAGGAAGAGCCAAAAGAACUCUUUCUCCGUCCAACCCAUCCAUCCCCAAUCCCAUCCAUCCAUUCCAUCCAUUCCGUCCAUUCCAUCCAUCCAUCCAUCCAUCCAUUUCCUUUCCGACAAACCUCGACAAACCUCGACAAACCUCAACCCUCAACCCUCCCCAGAUCGAUCCAAAUAAAUUCCUUCCCAUUCAGUGUGAAGGAGAUUUCAUCCACUUGGAUUACCAAGAUCUCAAGAAUAUCUCGUUGGGUUUUCAAGGGUUUCAAUUUGAAAGAGUAUAUUGUUAACCUGGUAAGUAAAUAAGAAUUCUUUGUUUCUUCUGAUUGCACCGUUCAACUCCAUCGCAUGAAGGAUAAAUCAUAUUGGGUUUCAUCCAUCUAUACAAAUUGUCGGGAGGCACCAACUGCGACACGACUAAACUCGUCCAUAACUCGUACUUCAUCCUCUCUACGAUUCUGAAUACCAAGUAUCAACCUCGGGAGGAAGCAUUGCGUCGCAUUCCCAGUCCCUUCCCCUUAUUCACCAACCCGACCGAGUUCAAUCAACUUCACUUCAAUUUCGCACGUCGCUACUGAUUGUCUUUUUUUUGCUUCACUAUCGCCAAUAUCUCAAUCAUUCAGCCUCAGCCUACUCAUUACCCGGUUCCCGCUAAUCAUUUACCUUUUACAGACCGCACUCUAUCUUGCGGCCGGUCCUGCGACACUUGACACUCAACUUCACGACCUUUAACGAAUUUAAUUACUAAACACCACCACUAUAAUCAGUCAACAUGGGUUGCGGAAUGAGCACAGAGGAGAAGGAGGGAAAGGCGAGGAACGAGGAGAUCGAAAAUCAACUGAAGAGAGAUAAAAUGUUGCAACGAAAUGAAAUCAAGAUGCUACUUCUUGGUAAGUUAAAUCAUCCUUGAGCCCCCUUCAUCUAUCAUUGAGUGUUCAGCCUAACAGUUUUACAGGAGCUGGUGAAUCCGGAAAGUCUACUAUCUUGAAACAGAUGAAGCUUAUCCAUGAGGGAGGUUACUCACGCGACGAGAGAGAAUCAUUUAAGGAAAUUAUCUUUAGCAACACGGUCCAAUCGAUGCGUGUUAUCCUUGAAGCCAUGGAGUCCUUAGAGUUACCUCUUGAUGAUCAAAGAGCCGAAUAUCAUGUCCAAACUAUUUUCAUGCAACCACAACAAAUUGAAGGAGACAACUUACCACCCGAGGUUGGAAGUGCCAUUGCAGCUCUAUGGAAGGAUGCAGGUGUGCAGGAUUGUUUCAAGCGAUCCAGAGAGUAUCAAUUGAAUGAUUCCGCUAGAUAGUAAGUACUUGCUUUAUAGACGGAUCUUGGAUAUCUUUCCGGUCCUGCCGUACACGAAGCUGCUUCUAACAUCCUUUGUCUAGCUACUUUGAUAACAUCGAGAGAAUUGCUCAGCAUGAUUAUAUGCCAAAUGAUCAAGAUGUCCUCCGCUCCCGUGUCAAGACUACUGGUAUUACAGAGACCACCUUCAUCAUCGGAGAUUUAACCUACCGAAUGUUCGAUGUUGGAGGACAACGUUCCGAGCGAAAGAAGUGGAUCCACUGUUUCGAAAAUGUCACCACAAUCCUGUUCUUGGUGGCCAUUUCCGAGUAUGAUCAACUGCUUUUCGAGGAUGAAACGGUCAACCGUAUGCAAGAAGCCCUUACACUUUUCGACUCGAUUUGCAAUUCCAGAUGGUUUAUCAAGACAUCCAUAAUUCUAUUCUUGAACAAGAUCGAUAGAUUCAAGGAGAAGCUCCCCGUAAGCCCUAUGAAGAACUACUUCCCCGAUUACGAAGGUGGUGAUGACUAUGCUCUCGCAUGUGACUACAUCCUGAACCGAUUCGUCAGUCUCAAUCAGCACGAGACAAAACAGAUUUAUACACAUUUCACUUGUGCUACUGAUACUACUCAAAUCAGAUUCGUCAUGGCAGCAGUCAAUGGUAAGCUUCAAAGCUCUUGAGAAUUCGUCACAACUAACUCGUUCUAGACAUCAUCAUACAAGAGAACCUCCGUCUGUGCGGUCUGAUAUAAUCAUGAAAUACCCAACUGCAGUCAAAUGAUAUCGGCUGCAACUUUCUUAUUUAUUCAGCAUGGCGUUAUAAUCCAAAACCGGGGGUCUCUUUUUCCAAUACCAAACAUCUUCUUGCACAGUCACUUUCGGUCUUGCAACCUUUUUUUGCUAUAGAACCAUUGUUUUUCCCCGAAAGGGGAUGUCGGGGGAUAUGGUAUCAUUGGAGCACGUCAUGGGUUGUUUUAAUUAACUUCUGCUUCAUUGUGCCCACUUUAUUUCUCUUUCUCCAAUGCUCUGGGGGGUAGCAUCGAUCGAGACUAUUUUCUUUUAUUACUUAAGUUUUGUUUUUAAAUCCUGUUUGUCAUAUUAAUAGCGACGAUGUAAGACCGUUCGGGAUGUGGUUGGUUUCAUGCCAGCAACUGAUGAUGUCGCGCGGUUUGCAUUCUGCCGCGUCUCUUUUUGAUGAAGGUGCAGGAGUUGUGUUGUGGGUCGGAAGCAGGAUGAAUGAGGAGAAGCUCUACAGCUGAUUAGAAGGUUGGGGAUGUACGAGCAGACGAUGGUGGCAGUUGGAUGGCUUGAUUGGGAUUAAAACUGAUGGUGGUGGAUGUCUGGGCUCGUUGGUUGGCUGGAUCAAAAGCGACUGCAUUAUUUGCAGUAAGCAUUGAUACCAUAGUCAGUUAAUUAGAAGAUUCAUAUUGAUCUACAUUUGU